Harpegnathos saltator (Jerdon's jumping ant) is the source of this 1414-nucleotide messenger RNA. RefSeq lists its product as uncharacterized. Lineage: Eukaryota; Metazoa; Arthropoda; Insecta; Hymenoptera; Formicidae. The record is from RefSeq and is a predicted model, not a curated record. The transcript is spliced from 8 exons. The coding region runs from base 342 to 1304 and encodes 320 amino acids.
GUUUAUUGCACUAGUUCAACAGUGCAUCUACAAAGAACAGACCAUAGAUAUUGAAGAUCGAGAAUGGUGAAUCAAGAAUUGAACCUUGACCAAUCGGAACAAAGAAAGCCGAGAUCGAAGUUAAUUGAUUCGUCGAAUUCUAAUUUCUAAACCACAAUUUCUUGUUCUGACAAAGGCUUAAGCAAAUCGUUCAGUGUGGAAUGCAGCUGUAAUGUACAACUGGAUCUCUAUUCACGAUAUUACUGAAAUACUCUAAUCGCUUCGAAGUAUUUAUAUCAUCAAGUGGACUGUAUUCUAUACUUUAAAAGAUUAAAUUACAAAUAAAUUAUUAUUAAAAAAUAAUGCCGAACCUUAAGUUAUUUGACGUCGAUACGAAAGUUGUGUACACAUUAGAAGUUUCCGAGGAAGAUGCUGCAAAAGCUAAUAAAGAUAUGUCGUUUGCAACGCGACUUUUACAUAAAUAUUUAACAACACUCGGCCAGGAAGAAACUAAGUCAUCCACAGAAACAGCAUCUUCUACAUCUUUAUAUGAUAAUACCUCUACUGCUGUAGAAGAAAAAGCACAGGAAACUGCAGAUCAUUCUUCAGAAAAAGAUGGUUUUCGUUGGUCACAUGAAGCAAUUCUUGUAUUUCUUGAAAUAUAUAAAAAGCAUGAGCAUCUCAUUAUAUCUGGUACAACAUCAAUGAAAAAGUUCUGGAAAAUGGUUGCUGCUGAAUUAAAUGAAACAGGAUAUAAUGUCAAUGAUUCUCAGUGCAAGAGUAAAAUGGCUGGCUUGAGAAAUACUUAUAAAAGUAUAAAGGAUUACAAUGGAAAGCACAACUAUAGUAAUCGAAGAUGGCGAUAUUUUAAUAUCAUGGAUGAAAUGUACAAGAAGAGGCCAUGGACAUCUCCAACUCUGACAAACAAUAGUGUUUCUGAGCACAAUGUUGAUGAGGAGAAAACUGAUGUGUCACCAAGUAAAACAGAAUUACCUUCCAAACGUUUGAAACAGAUAGAGAAAGUAAUUGCUGUUGUAGAAGAAAGUAGUACUGAACGCAGGAGAAUGCACCAGGAAGCAAUGACACGUCAAGAUAAAUUACUCGAUAUGCUAGAAAAGUUACAUAACAAUGUUGAUGACAGAAAUGGAUCACCUUCAUGCAGAAUUGAAUUGCCUCUUACGCGUUCAAAACAAUUUUCCACAAUAGAGAAGCUAAUUGCUGCUAUAGAAGAGAGCACAACGAAACGCAGUAGAAUGCACGAGGAAGCAAUGGCACGACAGGAUAAAUUACUCAGUGUUCUAGAGAGGAUGCUUGAAAAACAUUAACAUGGUACAGUUGACACUAUACAUGAUUGAUCUAGAUAGUCAUCUAGAUUUAGAUAACUUUGUGAUAAUUAUUUAAAUAUCAGGAAAUAAUCAUUUGAUCUGUAAUUUCA